Messenger RNA from Podospora pseudocomata, 2388 nucleotides. RefSeq lists its product as uncharacterized. The record is from RefSeq and is a predicted model, not a curated record. The transcript has 5 exons. Bases 1 to 1851 code for a protein of 616 amino acids. Gene Ontology annotation, cellular component: membrane. Gene Ontology annotation, biological process: transmembrane transport. Gene Ontology annotation, molecular function: transmembrane transporter activity. NCBI's taxonomy places the organism in Eukaryota, Fungi, Ascomycota, Sordariomycetes, Sordariales, Podosporaceae.
AUGCACAUCAGCGAUACUCUAUGGAUACACCGUCAGAGGGCUUCAUUUUCAACCUUGUUGCUUCUCUCCAUCAUGGCACCCAGCGGAGACUCAGACACCAAGGACAAGAUUCAGUCCUCGACCGCACUCGCCUCGUCCAUCGAAACGGCCUCCAAGUCGUCCAGGUCAUCAACCCACGAAAAAGAAAAGGAAUCGCCAGAGGCUAUCCGUCAACGCAUUCUUGACCAAGAGGCCGAGUUCCGCGCCUCUCAAAAGCCCACAACCAACCUCGCCUCGUUCUGGUCCUGGAAGAAAAGUGAGAGCCGCCGCCCCGAAGAUAUUGCCACCCAGCCUUCUAUCUUCGACAACCCCGAACUCGCCCCGUAUUUCCAGCCGACCGAGCGCUAUGAGAAUCGUCAUCGCUUUGAUCCCUCCUUCAAGUGGACUUGGGCAGAGGAGAUUCCGUUGAUCAGAAAGAUAGAUUGGAAGGUCACCGCGUGGAGUUGCGUUGCCUUUUUCGCCUUGGAUUUGGACAGGAGCAAUAUCUCACAAGCCAACACGGACAACUUCCUGGACGACCUGGGGUUGGACACCAAUGACUACAACUUGGGCCAGACUGUGUUCCGAAUCAGUUUCCUGUUGGCCGAGUUGCCUUCGCAACUGAUCAGUAAGAAGAUUGGUCCUGAUCGAUGGAUUCCAGCUCAGAUGGUUCUCUGGAGUAUCGUGAGUGCGGCACAAUUUUGGCUCAAAGGACGAUCAUCCUUUUUGGCAACGAGAGCAUUGAUUGGAUUGCUCCAAGGCGGCUUUAUUCCCGAUGUGAUCUUGUACAUGUCCUACUUCUUCAAAGGCACAGAACUUCCUUUCCGCCUGGCGCUGUUUUGGAUGGCAAAUCGAUUAACAGAUGUCAUAUCCCCCCUAUUGGCAUACGGACUCCUGAGACUGAGAGGAUAUCAUGGAUAUGAAGGGUGGCGGUGGCUAUUCCUCCUGGAGGGCAUUCUGACACUGGUGAUCGGUAUUUGGUCCUACUUCCAGAUGGUACCUUCACCAACGCAGACCAAAGCUCCCUGGCGCAAGAAGGGAUGGUUCACGGAACAUGAAGAGAAAAUCAUGGUCAAUCGUAUCCUGAGGGACGAUCCUUCCAAGAGUGACAUGCAUAACCGGCAAGCCAUCACUUUCAAGCUACUUUGGGAAUCUCUUUGUGACUUUGACUUAUGGCCAAUCUACCUCAUCGGCCUUACUUUCUCCAUGCCUGCCGGCCCACCGGAUCAAUACUUGACUUUGACGCUCCGGCAGUUGGGUUUCGAUACGUUUGACUCCAACCUGCUCAGCAUCCCUUGCCAAAUCACCUGCACCAUCAGUAUGCUCCUCAUCACAUAUCUGUCCGAGAAGCUGAACCAAAGGGCCUUCAUGGGAGUGGUGAUGCAAGUGUGGCUUCUGCCAUGUGUUGUAGCCCUCUAUCUGCUACCAGCCGACGCAUCAAGAUGGGCGGCAUACGCCGUCGUCACGGUAUUGCUGUCCUAUCCUUCCACUCACGCGAUGCAAGUGGGAUGGUGCAGCAGAAAUAGCAAUACCGUGCGCACACGUACCGUCUCUGCUGCGCUUUACAACAUGGCAGUCCAAACCAACAGUAUCAUAUCCUCCAACAUUUACCGACGAGACGACCGACCGGAAUACCGACGUGGUAACAGGGCCCUGAUUGGCAUUGCAAGCAUGAAUAUUGUCAAUUACCUGCUGGUCAAGGCUUAUUACGUAUGGAGAAACAAGAAGCGAGACGAAACCUGGGACAGGAUGAGCCAAGAGGAGCGGCGAAAUUACUUGGCUACCACGACGGACAAGGGAAGCAAGAGACUGGACUUUAGAUUCGCACAUUAGUCAAGAGAGACGGGGUUGAGACAGGAUUGCUGUACCCUGGAAAUGUAAUAGUUCGGUGUAGGCAACUCUCGGACGUCAGACUGCUCAACGAAUGACCAUGAGAGAUGAUGUUAUUUACCUUGCUUAUAAUUCGGCAGUCAAGUGCAUCACUUAAAGUUUAAUCUCACACAUAACUGGAAGUGGGGGACUUAACAUAGGGCAGGAGCACAAAGAAGUGGACUGCCGGGCUGUUCCUUGCUUCCCUUUGCGUGCCGCUUAGACCGUCUUGUGGCAAGAACAAGGAAAAGUCGACAAUGCCUUUGUUGGGACAAGAAUAGGUUUCUGACCCUCAAGCUGUAAGCAUUAAAGACGGGCUUUUGCUCCCAUUGGCAUCUUCUCUUAGAUUCCCUUCAUCCUCACAAAAGCCUUUCUCUCACAACAAGUAAGACGGAGGCAGAAAGCACUAACAACAACAUUCAACACGUCAUCCUCACCAUUGACUGGUUGGACCUCGUAGCAUCCCGGCCCUGCUCCAUCACCCCGAGCGAAUCCGCCAGC